Nematolebias whitei (Rio pearlfish) is the source of this 1211-nucleotide messenger RNA. Its product is annotated as beta-glucuronidase-like. The transcript has 7 exons. Gene Ontology annotation, molecular function: beta-glucuronidase activity; carbohydrate binding. The coding region runs from base 12 to 1166 and encodes 384 amino acids. Gene Ontology annotation, biological process: carbohydrate metabolic process; glucuronoside catabolic process. NCBI's taxonomy places the organism in Eukaryota, Metazoa, Chordata, Actinopteri, Cyprinodontiformes, Rivulidae. The record is from RefSeq and is a predicted model, not a curated record.
CUGUGAUUGACAUGCCAGUUCCUGCCAGCUACAAUGACAUCACACAAGAUGCCACACUGAGAGAUUUUAUUGGCUGGGUGUGGUAUGAGCGAGAGGUGAUGAUACCUGCCCACUGGAUCAAAAAUGGAGGCACACGAGUGGUCCUCAGAGUGGGAAGUGCUCAUUAUUAUUCAAUAGUGUGGGUGAACGGUGUAAAAGUGACAGAACAUGAAGGUGGUCAUCUUCCUUUUGAGGCUGAGAUCAACAGCGUGCUACAGGAGACCCCCACCAUGCCAUGCAGGAUCACCAUUGCUGUCAACAACACUCUGAGUCUACAGACUCUUCCUCCAGGCAGCAUCCAGUACAUGACUGACCGGACCAUGUAUCCUGAAGGUUUUUUUGUGCAAAACACCAACUUUGAUUUCUUCAACUAUGCUGGAAUACACCGUCCUGUUCUCCUGUAUACCACUCCUAAGGCCUAUGUGGACGACAUCACCGUGGUUACAGACUUCUUCGAUAAGACAGGAUUUGUCAGAUACAAUGUAUCAGUCAAGGGGGCAACCAUGGCUUCUGUGACGGUCACUUUGAUAGACAAGAAGGGCCACUGUGUAGUUUCCUCCAAUACAUCAUUUGGAGUGCUUAAAGUGGCAGAUGUUAAGCUGUGGUGGCCAUACUUGAUGCACGAGAUUCCAGGUUUUCUGUACACGAUGGAGGUUCGUCUCAUGGCUGAAUCAUCAUCUGAAGAUGUUUAUACUCUACCAGUUGGCAUCCGCACGGUUAAAGUGACCAGCACCCAGUUUCUCAUCAACAACAAGCCUUUUUAUUUCCAUGGGGUCAACAAGCAUGAAGACUCUGAUAUUCGUGGUAAAGGUUUAGACUGGCCUCUAAUUGUGAAGGACUUUAACCUAUUGAAGUGGCUGGGGGCCAACUCAUUCCGCACAAGCCACUAUCCCUAUGCUGAGGAGAUCCUGCAGAUGUGUGAUCGUCACGGCAUUGUAGUGAUAGAUGAAUGUCCAGGAGUGGGUAUCAAAGACAUUCGCAGUUUUGGGAAUGCAUCUUUGGCCCAUCAUCUAGUUGUCAUGGAUGAGCUUGUACACCGGGACAAGAAUCAUCCCUCUGUGGUGAUGUGGUCUGUAGCCAAUGAGCCCGCUGCAGAGAUGCCCCCUGCUGAACUUUAUUUUAAGUGAGUACUAAUGAGUUUUGUUCUCACCUGAAGAUCUGACGCUCUGAAU